AUGAAGCGCUUCGACAAAUCGUGGAUUGGUCUUGUUCUCGUUGAUUCGACUAGUUCGGAGAUAAUCGGGAACCCAGAUUCUCAGUUUCGGCUCCGUCGAGAGCCUCUGCAUAACAGUGGUUUCGAAGACUUCCACGCACCUCAGUCAUUCUCUACUUUCCAACAAGCCGGCACGUAG
Molecule: messenger RNA, 177 nt
Organism: Daldinia decipiens
Lineage: Eukaryota; Fungi; Ascomycota; Sordariomycetes; Xylariales; Hypoxylaceae
Exons: 2
Coding region: 1-177 (58 amino acids)
Source: RefSeq, a predicted model, not a curated record